AUGGAAGAAUCAAAUAUAAGCUUUGACUGUAUGGAAGUUGAUGGCAAAAAAGACAAAGAAAUGGUUACAAUAAACCAACUUGAAUUCAAUCUGAGAGACAUUUUGAUGGAACUUAAGAAAGAAAUGGCAACCAAUGCUCUGGAGAUAAAACAAGAAAUUAAAUAUGAAAUAAAUCAAUUAGCAUCAAAAAUGCAGAACUUCGAAGACCAAUUUACAGCUCUGGAUUUCCACGUCAAUAAAAUAAAAGAAGUCAAUGAAAAAGUUCUUCAAAAGUUAAACGACCUGGAAUUCAAAACAAAUGAUCUGGAAGAUAGCCUGAGAAGGAAAAACUUACGCUUCAGAAAUUUUGAACAAACUAGCAAAUCCGAAGAUUUAAAACAGUCCCGAAAAGAAUAUUUUACCGCUUCGGGUCUAAUUUUUAAGGAACAGGAAGAAACCAUCCAAAGAUGCCAUAGACUGUCCAAACCACAAAAUGUUCCUGCUGAAGCUCCCAGAGACAUUAUAGCCUACUUCUAUUGA
Molecule: messenger RNA, 519 nt
Organism: Pelobates cultripes (western spadefoot toad)
Lineage: Eukaryota; Metazoa; Chordata; Amphibia; Anura; Pelobatidae
Source: the annotation of a GenBank genome assembly